UUCACCAUUCCCAUUUCAAAUCACACCACUUCAACCCAACCAUGUAUGACACACGCGAGACCAACCCUCAUUUCCUGCCCCGAAAUCAACGGUCCUCCCAACCCCAUGACCCAAACGAUACAAUCAUCCCAACAUCACAACAGCCACAAAGGUACUCACAACCCCAUGACCCAAGCGAUACAAUCAUUCCAGCGUCACAACAACCACAACGGUACUCCCAACCCCAUGACCCAGAGGGUCCAACCGUCCCACUGGCACAAUUACCACAACGGUUUAGACGAUCCCCCCCAUCACAUUUACUUCCACCUAUGGUUCCCUUAUCAACACGCUCCGAAGAGCCAAAGAAUUCUCAUUUACCAAUAUCCACUCCGAUAUCUGCUACAUCUGCACCACCAAGGGGACUAGCACAUUCACGACCACCACCACCCACCUCUCACCGCCCAUCGCCACCUAUGCGGGUCCCACCUACACGAAAAACCACACCCCUAGGUUGGCUACUCGCCAUAUGUUGUGUUCUGUUUUGGAUCAUUAUAAUACUUGGAGGCUUAAUUCUUUUGAUAUUCUACCUGGCUUUCCGCCCAAAAUAUCCUAAAUUCGACAUAGCAAGUGCAAGCCUGAAUGCAGCUUAUCUUGAUCUCGGGUAUCUACUAAACGGCGACAUGACUUUGCUAGCCAAUUUCACUAACCCGAAUAAGAAAGUGAAUGUCGAAUUUCGUUACAUGGUCAUUAAUCUUUACUUUGAAGGUACACUUAUCGCUGCUAGAUAUGUUGAACCUUUAUCCGUGUCACGAAAAGGGUAUGAGCUAAGAGAUGUUCAUCUAGUAAGUAGCCAAAUUCCGUUUUCAAAAACACAUGUCGCCCAUUUAAAUCAACAAAUGAGACUGGGGAGAGUCAUGUUCGAAUUAAAGAGCUUCCUUCGAACCACAUCGAAUCUAGGUGGGUUUUUUCGGUACUCGUAUUGGUUGUAUGGUCGUUGCAACUUCGUAGUGAGUGGUCCUCCUAGCGGAAUUUUGGUCGCGAAACAUUGCGUCACUAAAAGGUGACAAUUAAUUAAGGAGGAUUUUGUCGCUUUAAUUAAACAUCAGCGUAACAGCUAAAACAAGAGAAGGGGGAAGUUAUAGCGACUUUCAAAUAUUGUUUGAACUUUCUAUUUUUUUUUUUAAUUUUUUUUCAUGGAAGUUUUUUUUGUAAUAUACUAUUUUUAGUUCGAUAAA
Molecule: messenger RNA, 1214 nt
Organism: Erigeron canadensis
Lineage: Eukaryota; Viridiplantae; Streptophyta; Magnoliopsida; Asterales; Asteraceae
Exons: 1
Coding region: 42-1043 (333 amino acids)
Source: RefSeq, a predicted model, not a curated record